Messenger RNA from Lymnaea stagnalis (great pond snail), 8591 nucleotides. The record is from the annotation of a GenBank genome assembly. Lineage: Eukaryota; Metazoa; Mollusca; Gastropoda; Lymnaeidae.
CAAUUUUUGUUUUGAGGAAUCCAUCCAACAUGGCAGAACUUAGUGGAGUGGAGGUUUUGCAAAGUGAAAUAGAAAAAGCUAAGGAUAAGCUUCGAAAUUACAAUGAAAAUAUUAAGAAAUUAACAGGCCGGGAUCCCAGUCGACCGGGGUACGUAUCAGGGUUAAAUUGCAGUUGUAAAUGACUAAGUAAAUAAUUUCUACUAAGAGUUAAGAAAGACUAAGAAUAACUGAUUUAAUCAGUGAUUAAGAGUAAGUAAGAGUACUGAUAAAAGACUAAUAAUUAGUAUUAGUAGAUAUUAUAUUAUUUACUUACUUAUACUUAGUCAUAAUAAUAAUAAGUUAAAGUUACUUAGAAUUUACUAUAUUACCUGUAGCUAAGUAUAACUUUAACUUAUAUUAGUAUAGUCAUAGUCAUAGUAUAUAAAUAAUUUUUAAAUUAAUAGUACUAGUACUGGCUUGGUCGCCCAUAGAUUAAGGGGGGGGGGGGGGGGGGCUCACCAGAUUGUGGUAUGAUCAUGAUGAUGUAAACGUUGUAGUAUUUAAAAAAAAAAAAUGUAUGUCAAAUUAUGAGGCGAGGGUAUGUGUGUGACAAUUUUGUGUUGAUUUGGGAUGGGGUGUGUCCCAAAAGCUGCCAAAAUAUUGUGACAUUUUAUUAAUUAUGGAUGCAGACCUGCCAACCCUUAUGAUUUUUUGGAAUUAAUGAAUAAUACAGAUUUUUUACCCCUCAUUCCAACCUUCCGAAAAACCCCUUAAAAUUCAGAUUUUCCAAAAUUAUAAUUUUUCACCUGUCAUAAAAAUUCGAAAGCGGAAAAAAAAAAAUCGGGUACGACGGGAAGUGAUACAUUUUGAUGAUGUCACUUGCUUUGUUUUUAUGAAGUGUCUGCAUGUUGGGGGAAUGGACGAAUAAUCUCUCGAGAUAUUCGUCCGGAUAUGAUGUAUUCAACCAAGUUACAUAACCGCUGUAACAAAGUUGCUCGAUAUAUUAGUCCGUCAGCCUCGUUAUGUGACCGCUAAUAGUCAAUCAGAGUUUGCGGUACUUCAUUUCAACAAAUUUAAGUUAGUCUGGACAUACUAGAAAUAUUGUUGGUAUACAUAAUGAACAAAUGGUUAAAAAGUGACAAUGUUAAAUAAAGCGUGACUGCCGGUCUGAUCUCGCGCACUAUUUGUCCGGUCGUCUGACUUGUAGACACUGCCUUGUUUUUAUCAAAGCGAACCGCAAUCAUUAUGCAAAUGAGAUAUCCUGAUGUGCAUAAUUUAUGCAUGCAAUUUUUAUUUACACUUUUAACAAAAAUUGUCUUACUUGCAUAAUUUUGUUGAAUUUUUUAAAGUCUCUAGAUGACAAAAGUAUAAAUGAUGCAUUAUUUUAUUAAAAUUCUUAUUACAAAAUCAAAAUAAAGAAAAUUAUAAACAAAGAUUAGGACUUAUCAUUCUUCAGUCAUUUCUAAAAUUCAUAGGCCUUGGUAUAGUAACAAUUUGAGCUGUAGAGGCAAUUUAUUUUUGGGAAUAGUCUUACACUUCAGGCAUCACCAUUAAAUGCCAGUUUAAUUAUUGACAUAAAUUAAAAGCAUUAAUCUUUUAUGGUACUAACAUGUUAAAAGUGAAUCUGUUUAUAAAAUCACAAAACUGAAUUCAAAAACCCAUGGCGAUUGUCUUUUAUUACCUUUUUGGUGUACCAGUUAGGAAGGUGGUAACAUUAUUAUUAUUCAGCCAAAUAAAUUAAAAGUGUGUUAAACUUAUCUUAUGCUCACAGUGAAAAACACUUUCUGACCUGACAGAGACUCUUCAAAAUAUUUUCUGCUCAGACUGGCUAACUUAGUUAAAAUAACUUAAAACUACUAUCUUGUGGAUGUUUUCAGUUAUUGGAUGUAUAAUCUCUGCCUCUUGUUACACCAUAGUUCCUUCAGCUUUAAAAACUGAAAUGAGAACACUUUGUUACCACACUCAACCUGAAGCUAAAUACAAAUAAAUAGCAGCUCAUCCUAAAUGUUAAACUUGUAACAAGUUGUAGGCCUAUAAUUUUUAAUAGUCUAUCAGAUAUCAAGAAUAUGAACUUAAUUUUAUAGGCCUAUAAAAUAUUUUGCAUAUAUUCUUAGUCUUAAUUUUUUUUACUUAUUCUUAUGCUAAUGCUAAAUUAUGUUUAACUGACAAAAUUAUCAAUUAAAAAAAUUUUGCAAUGGCAAAAAUAUUGUAAAAAAAAAAUCAUGGUAUGCAAUAACUUUAUCUUUUAGAAUAAGGCGUAUACUCAGUGGAGAUGGAGGAGAGCGAGACGAAGAUGGCUUCAAUGGUAGAAAUGCUAGAGGUAGAGGUAGACUGUUUGGCAUGGCAAGGUAUGGAUCAUUUUUAAUUGAGGGAAUCAUAGAUUUUUAAUUAACGUAAUUAUUAAAACUAAUUUUUUAAAAAGAUUGUGAGUGCUUUUAAAAUUCAUAUAGCACAUACAAUAUGUGUUCAUAUUCAUAGCAUAUUCAUAAAUAUAUAUGAACUUAUUUGUGAAUUAACAAGUUGUUUAACAUAAUUACAUUUCAAUAAAUGCUGAAGUAUAUUUGAAUGAUCUGUGGUCUUCUUGAAGAAAUAUUAUGGAAGUGAUUGCUGGACAUUUUCCUUUAAUUUAGGAGAGGCAUCAUGGAAGACAAUGGCCCCCCAUCAAAGAGAAGAGUCAUCGGAGGAGCUUUCUCUAGGUAGUGUCUGUUUGGCAUUUAGUUUUGUAGAUGUAGCCUUCUUUUGUAAAAGAAAUUAGGUCAAAUCUCUUUUAUUUGUUGCGGUCUUUGCUUGAACAAUAUGUUCUCUUUUGAGUUGAUAAGUUUCUUCAUAUAUGUUUACAUUUCCUGUAGAAUUCUUUAUUUUUCUCUGUGCUGUUAUGUUAUUUUUAGAUUGUUUGUUAAAUUUUAAGCAAGCUUGUUUUUACCCCUUCUUAGAUUGGGGCCAGUUCCAGUUGCAGCAAGACGGAGGGAGAGAGAAGACAGCCCAUACGAAGAGGAAUUACCAAAUAAGGUAAAUGCUUUUGUUACAAAAAUAAAUGUCCUGAGCAUUUACUUUCUUUUAAUGUUGCUGGAUUGAAUAAGUAUCCUUUAAUAUUUAUUUUGCUUCUAAUAAAUUCUAAGUUACUAUAGUAAAACUUUUAUUGCAACCUGUUUUUUUAUUCAUAAAGCAACAUUUUUAUUGCAACCUGUUUUUUUUAUUCAUAAUUAAUUUUCUCCUAAAGGGCUGAUUCAGUUUAAUUCAUACAAGAGGUUGAAACACAUAUUGGCUUACUACAUUUUAAUUAUUAUGUUCUAAUAUGUAGUAGCAUAUUUUGAACAUAUCUUUAGAACAAUAAUUUUUUUGCUGUUAUUUAAAGAAACCAGUUACAUUGUAAAAAGUCUGCCAAGAAGAAGUUAAAUAAAUAAUAUUAAUUUAUCCACAUUAACCUAUACAUUUUUUAUUAAAUUAAUUGAUUUCCAGUAUGGUUUUCUGUUUCACAAAUCACAAAUGCUUUCAUUUAAUAAACAUUAAAUUGUCAUUUCUAAUAAUGAGGAUUUUUAUAAUUUCAUAAUUCAUUAGUGGUGAGAACAAAACAAUGCAAUUUAAAAAAAAGAAUAUAGGAAAGAGUCAAAAAUGGGUUUGCCAAGUGCUGAUUUCUGAAUGUAAAAGUUAUUUUGUCUCUCACAGCUGUCUGUGCAGUCUUCAGUAGUUUCUACCUCCAGAGAAGCCAAGAAUAGACAGGAGAUUAUGCAGGAGCAGACCAAAGAUAAGGAGGGCAUGCAAAGGUUUGAUUGAAGAUUCUAAAUAUGAGGUUUAAAUUAUGAUGGAAUUUUUGUAAUUUGGGGCAUUAAAAUGUGCUUUGUCUUGAUAUCAGCCUCAAAUAGUUGAUAGUUGUUAUUUUGAUUUAAUCAGGAAUAAUUUCAGUUAGAAAUGGGAAGGCCUUCCUCAAAAUUUAUAGAUAUUGCUAAAUUAGACUUAAGAAUUGAAAAAACAGAUAUGUUAACAGAAAGGCAUAAAGAGUAUGAGUAUACAGCUGACUAUAGUUUAAACUUACCUAUUAUUAAUUGAUAUCCAUUAUUAUUUGAUUUGUAGGAAUAGAAGAAUGUUUGGGCUUCUGUUGGGAACACUCAACAAAUUUAAAACAGAAUCCAAGACCUUGGAGACUAAGGUGAGAAUGAAUGAAAUAGUUCUAAUUGAACCAAAUAUGAUUCAAUGUUAAAUACUUAAAACUUGAGUAAUUUAAAGUGAGCAAAUACGUGAUUUGAUUUUAUAAAUAAAAAAUUUCAUUUCUCAGAAAGAGUUUUGCCUUAGGAAAUUGCACCAUACAAAUUAUUAAAGCUUUAGAAUUACAAAUAUACAUCUAUAAGCCUUUGUAUUUUGAGUCUUAAAUUUAAAUGCAACAAUUCCUGUUUUCCCCCCUACAAUUCUUUAAUUCAUGAAAAUGUAAUAAAGACUAAUAAAAAUAUAAAUUUUACCAUACUUAAUUCCUCCAGGAGGUGCAGCGCAAAAAGAUAGAGGAGAAACUGGAAGAAAAUGCAGAAAAGGAGAAACGAAAGUUUAAACAAGAGACCAAGCUUCUGAUGGAGGAAAUGCACCUGGAACAGUCCAAGAUCUCAAGGCUCCAACAAAAGAUGGAGAUGGUCCAGGAGGUGAGGCACAUUAAGAUACCAAUGACAAGUGUAAAAUGUAUCUGAUAUGAAAUAUACAUACUAAAUGCAGAUGGAAAUAUUGUGUGUGUAUCGUUUAAUCAUUGCAGUAAGUACAACAGUUUGUUACAGGCUCAUUAAUACCCGACAGUUCGUAAAAUAAAUUUUUUCUCGGAUUAUCUCAAUCUUUCAGCACUCAGAGCGGGAAGCAGAGAUGGAGAAGUUAAAAAAUUUCAUAGCCACAAAGACAAAGCCAAGAAUCUUCUGGAUGCCUGUCCAGAGCUCUACAUUGGUAGAAAACAAGCUGAAGGACUCCAAGAAAGUUGUGGAUGGUGAGAUCAUUGCUAGCAGUCAAUUUUAAUCUUUCAUCAGAACAAAAUAUAAAUAAAUACACAUUUUAACUUAGAGAACAUUUUACAAUUAUUACCAUUUAAAUACAAGACAUCUAAAGUAGUUUUCUAGUGUAGAAAGCAGCCAUCAAUGAACUAGUUAGUAAUCAUUUAGAUUUUGUAACCACUGAGAGAGCAUGCUUGUAAGUCGUACAGACUGGGGAAUUUUAUAACUCUUGGUUCUUAUUCGAGGAGAAAGAAUUCGCUUUGAUUGAACUGAUCUUAGAUGAAGAGGGUGGCAUGUAUCAUCCAAAAUUUAAAAAAAAUAAUUUUACAACAGCAAUUUUUUUUCAAUUAAUAUUUUUAAACUCUAAUUUCAUGCCCACAUCUUUUAUCUUUAAAACAAAACUUAUGCCAUUUAUGCGCUAGACACUUGGGAUUGUUAGCCCUAAUUAAAUUUCAAAAACACUACGAGUUAACUAAAGUUAUAAUUCUGAAAGUAUUAAUGAAAUAAUUUCUAUUUCAGAUAUGCUUCAAGAGGGAAGAGAUCGCCUGGAGAAAGAAAUAAAAGAAUUGAUGGAGCGUGAAUAUAAAAGAGAAGAAAGGAUAAAAAUGAGGCUUCGGGAGGAUGGUCUUUUAGGGGAUGAAGAGGAAGUGGCCGGGGAUGAGAACAACAGAAACAAAACUCCUGGGGAGGCUGUAGGGGACCCUAGGGAGGAAUCAGUCAAAUUAGAAGAAGAGAAUACAGGGCUUGGGCUGUCGAGUAGGUUAGGCAGGCAUGUUGAAUUAAAGAACACAGAAGUAGAACAUGACGAUGAGGCCAGGGAAUGGGAUUCAAAGAAGAAGACCAGGCGGACGGUGGUGGUUGAGAAGGAGGGCAGUGAGUCAGACAGUGACGAGUCCCUGGAGAUUGGGAAAGGUGAGGGUGGUAAUAGUAAAGUGGAGAGCUCAAAGACUUCUGGUGCUCAAAAAAGAAAACAUAGCAAGGAUGUGAUAGGUUCAAAUCAGAGUUCAGAUGAAGAGAGGGAGGGGAUUAAUAUAAAACAAGAGAGGGGGCAGGAUGCUGUUAGGGUGGCAGAGAGGGGGCAGGAUGUUGUUAGGGUGGCAGAGAGGGGGCAGGAUGUUGUUAGGGUGGGUGAGCGUGAGAUUAGAAGAAAAGGACACAGGGAGAGUCAGGAUAGACAUGUGGAUAAGGAGAGGAAUAAAGUGAGCGAUGAAGAUGGUGUUGAGGAUGCAAGAGAGAGGCUGAGAGAUAAGAGGCAUGAGGAGAAAAGGGAUAAAAGGAGGGAAGUAAGUGAAGAGAAGGACAGGAGGAGGCACAGGAGAGGGGAGGAGAAAUUGAGGCAUGAUUCCAGUGAGAAGGUGGGUUCCACCCGGGAUAAAGAGAGGUCUCACAGAGAGGGUCGGGAAGAGAGGAAGGAGAAAGAAAAAAGAGGCGGGCAUGAUAGUGAAAGGAGGCAUGUUAGUCAACGCUCAAAAGACAAGAGAAAGGAUAGUGAGAGUAGCGCUGAAAGCGAGGUUGAGAUUAAGAGGGAGAAAAAAGAUGAUAGAGACACGAAGGGCAAAAAAGUAAAAGAUUAUUACAGACAUUCUGACAGGAAAUCAGGGGACAGAGAGGGUGGGUUUGAUAAAGAAAGUGAAGGUAAAAAUAAAAAUAAAAUUCCUGAUAAUGCAGAUGUUCAUCUGGACUCCGAUAAUGAGGCAACAGAAUAAUGUUUUUUUAUAAAAAAGAUUCUCAAAUCCUUGUUAUAUGCUUCCAGUUUAUAUUUGCGUACAUUUUGAUUGUUGCAACACUGUACAAAAUUGGUUUUCUUAUUUUCAUUAUCUAAUGUGUAUGUAAAAAAAAAAUGUUGGGUCUGUUUUUCAAUGUUCUAAGCAUUGCUUUAAAAUGAAUGUGAAUGCUUGUUUUUUGCAAGAGGUAUUGUACAUUUAGUCCGUUAAUGGCAACAGCUGAAGACGUAGCACUGUACCGGGAUGUAUCAACUUUUAAUAUAAAUGUUUUGUCAUUUAAACUUAUUUAUAUUUUAUAAAGCAGACAAUGGCAGACAUACCAAAUAUCAGAUACAAAUAUUUAUUAUGUUACCUUUUCAAAAUUUAAACUGUUCGGAGAAGUUAAUUAGCAAAUUUAAUUAGCAAUAACAAAAGCUAGAAAUUUUUAUAGAUUUAAAUCACUCCAAAAACAGAGUUCAAGAUGUUGUGUUUCUUCUUCAUGAAGUUGUUUGUGUUACGAGUUCGACAGAUUGCCAUUAAUGCAGACGGGGACUUGUACAAUGCCUCUUUGUGAACUAUUUAAUUCCUUCAAUCUUUGAUUCCACAGGAUUUGUCCACAGACUUUCAAGGGGCCUCCGACUGUUUCCUUGUUUCCCUUGAAAUGUAAAGUUUAUAGAGAUGAAUUGGUUUCCUCUCAUCUUUUCCUGCUUUGACUGGUUCUCGUUUCCUUCCUUCCUUCUGUUGUCAAUCAACUACUUCUUCAUUGUUUAAAUUCUUUGUUUGUUUCUUCAGGUGAUCUGAGCAGGUGAAUCACAAGCAAUAAUUUUCAUGAAGUUUUUUAAAAAGUUUCACAUCUUGGUUUGAACAUGAGAGAUUUUUAAGUUGAGCCAACCACUUAGAAUAAACCGGUUAUUUUGGUACUAGAACAUUCUUGUGUUGCACUUAUUGUGGUUAAAGUGCAAGUUCAACUAUAUGAGUCUUCGUGACUGUUGACUUAAAAACUAACUGGUUGCUAAAUGUUGUGAAAUCUUGGUUUCAACUUAUGAUUUCCUUGAUUCCAUCAGAAAGUUUAAAAAAAAACUAUUAGGUUUGGUAUGGUUGCUAAUUAUCUUCUUGCAUGUCUUUUGGAAGUAUUAGCUUCUGUUCUGAUUUGCUAUCAACUGGAAAUGGAAGAAAACAACAAUCUUUCCUGUCUUUUCAACUGUUGCUUUUGAGUAUUGCUACUGCUUCUUUAAAGCAUUCAAAAGGUGGAUAUAUCUUUGUACUGUUUUUAAUUGGAACUAAGCUCUUAUUUUUAACGAAGUAUUCUAAAAUAUUUUUAUCUUUGAAGUGUCUAAGAUGUAUUUUCAGGAUCGCAGCGGCGGUAAGUAUAAAAACUCACACAUAUAUUUUAUUUUCAGUUAUCGAAACAAUGACAAUAAUUAUUCAAAAAUUUUUUUAAAAUUAGGAAAUUGCAAAUUUUGUAAUUAAGAUAAUUACACAGACAAAGUGGUCUAGCUUAUGUGGUGAAAGCCAUGAUUCGAUAUGAGGACCCAAUUAAAAUCUAUGCAAUAAUCUUUUAAUAAAUUGAUUAAAUUUAAAAUCCCAUUAAAUCUGUUUGGAUCUCAAGAUACACAGAAAUUAAACUUGAACUUUUCUUUGAAAAACUGUCAUUUUCCUAUCACUGUUAUUUUCCCAUAGAGGAUGUUUGUAAUUAAGCACAAGUUGGUUCAAAUAGUUAGGAGUAACAUUUUGCGUUAUGUGCAAUUUUCAUUUUGUUAGUUCUUGAUUAAAAUGUUCAAACUUGUUUAGAUAAGACUUAAGGUGACGUGUGCACAUUAUGCUUUGAAUGUGAGUAGAGUAUUUUAUUUUUCUAUGGCAUAAAUGCUCAUGUCUGAAUAUGUUAAAUUGAUCAAUGCCAACUUGUACAAAUAUUGUUGGUCCAGUUCAAUAAAGUUUUUCUGUUUCA